AUGUCCGCGAAAGACCUUGCUGUCAACGCCCUCCAUGCGAACCAACGACAUCAGUAUAAUCUCGCGGCCCAGGCGAAACGUCUAGAGGAUGAACUAGCUGAAUUAGACAAACUUCUGCCUCAAAUCGACAUUCAAGAAGACGAAGAGAACCUGGAUUGUGACUUCUACAUCGCCGAUUCCGCACCUCCAACCUGGCCCGUCAAAAACUUUCUUCAUCCCGACUCUCCGUUUCACGACGAUGCAGCCAAACGAACGCGCUAUCUGAAUUUUACGACGCGACAUCCUAUAUCAUCUGCCAAAGAGGUCGAUGCAUUGAGGACGGCGGUCGGCGUAGAGUGGAAACGAGUCGAACGGCUCGGAAACUCUUCGGGGACCUCUACGGUAGAUAGCCUCAACUGGGCAGCUAUCGCGGAAAAGGUUUCAGACUUAUCCAGUACAACUCGAACAGCAAUCGAAUGUAAAAUCAAGUGGAUUGGCGAGUUUAGUCCCGAAGUUAGGCGUGAGCAGUGGAGCAGCUUUGAAGUCGCAGCCUUGGAAGGCAUCCUGAAGAAAAUACCAGGGAAUGCAAAAAUCGAUUGGGUGCAAGUAGCAAAAGAUCUUGGGACAAACCGUCUGCCGAUAGACUGUCUUCGUCAGGGACUGCAACGUCCGCCCUUUUCCUGGACGGACGAAAUGAACCAGAGAAUGAUUGACGCAGUCGGUCGCUAUGGCCAAUGCUGGGCGCUUGUCGCCAAACAUGUUUCGCCAGCCGUAAUGGCUUCACAGUGCUCUAGUCAUUGGUAUCGCGCUCUUGACCCUGCUUUGCACUCGGGAACAUGGUCACCAGAAGAGGACAAGCGAUUAAAAGCAGCCGUCCUUGGGUUCGGUAAAUCGUGGGUUCAAGUCGCGACUGCAGUACCAGGAAGGAAUAAUGAACAAUGCCGAGAACGUUGGAUGAAUGCAUUCGAGAAAGGUUCAAAAGAUACAGAGUGGUCAGAAGAAGACGAUCAGAAACUGCUCGAGGCUAUAGGGUUGCUGGGUAAGAAGUGGAAAGAUAUCGGUGUACAACUUGGGCGCCCGGCCAAACACUGUCAACUUCGUGCCAAAGAGCUGCAUAGCUCAGGUAUUGGCCCUCAACAAUCUCCUUCGCUUUCUGCCAAUUCGAACGAUGUCGUACAGCAAGCGCAGGACCCGGAACUCGAAGAAAGACCAACUGUUCCACUACCUCGUCGGGGGAGGAAAAACGUUAUCACUACUGUUCAAUCAGACGAGCAGGUGCCCAACCCUCCACCACCUAAAAAACCACGGGGUCGUUCCAAGAAAACGACAACAACGGAUACCGCUUCUGUUGAAAACCCACCGGCAUCGCGUCCUAAGCCUAAGCCUCUACGAAGAGGGACGAAAAGGGCAGCGCCCCCCGAAUUCGAGUCUCAACCUGAACGGACAAGACCAGAGAGUGAACUCAGUGAAGUCGAUCACGAGACCGCACUAUUACCAGAUUCUUCAAAUGUGCCAGGACCUUCAUAA
Mycena indigotica is the source of this 1506-nucleotide messenger RNA. Its product is annotated as Myb domain protein 4r1. The transcript has 9 exons. The coding region runs from base 1 to 1506 and encodes 501 amino acids. The record is from RefSeq and is a predicted model, not a curated record. NCBI's taxonomy places the organism in Eukaryota, Fungi, Basidiomycota, Agaricomycetes, Agaricales, Mycenaceae.